CGUUGCAUGGCACAUGGUUGUAUCGGGUUGUAUAGCGGUGCGAAGUGUGGGACUUGUUUUACGUGAGCAACUCGUGCAAUUUUUAUAAAUCCGUUUUUUCGUCCACGACAGAGAUUCUUACUCAUUAUUGAUAGUGAGAUUUCAUCUAUUUGCUGUUUGCUCAUAGCCCCCCUAUACCGGUGUCAUGGAGGAGAACUCUGCGGAUAGGAAUGUUGAGAUCUGGAAGAUCAAGAAACUCAUCAAAAGUUUGGAACUAGCAAGGGGAAAUGGCACAAGCAUGAUUUCCCUCAUCAUCCCCCCUAAAGAUCAGAUUGCCAGAAUCAGCAAAAUGUUGGCUGAUGAAUUUGGAACUGCCUCUAAUAUCAAAUCACGAGUAAAUAGGCUUUCUGUCCUGGGUGCCAUCACAUCAGUCCAACAGAGAUUAAAACUCUAUGCCAAAGUACCUCCUAAUGGAUUGGUUAUUUAUUGUGGAACAAUUGUCACAGAAGAGGGAAAAGAAAAGAAAGUGAAUAUUGAUUUUGAGCCUUUUAAGCCCAUCAAUACAUCACUGUAUUUGUGUGACAACAAGUUCCAUACAGAAGCCUUGACAGCACUUUUGGCUGACGAUAACAAGUUUGGAUUCAUUAUCAUGGACGGUAACGGAGCUUUGUUUGGAACUCUGCAAGGAAACACAAGAGAAGUUUUACAUAAAUUUACUGUCGAAUUACCCAAGAAGCACGGGCGUGGUGGUCAGUCUGCCUUGCGUUUCGCUCGUUUGCGUAUGGAAAAACGACACAACUAUGUACGUAAAGUGGCCGAAGUAGCCACUCAAAUGUUCAUUUCCAACGACAAGGUAAACAUCGCCGGCCUCAUCUUGGCAGGAAGUGCUGACUUCAAGACGGAGCUUUCUCAAUCGGAUAUGUUCGAUCCCAGAUUGCAAGUCAAAAUCAUUAAGAUGGUUGACAUUUCCUACGGUGGUGAAAACGGUUUCAACCAAGCAAUAGAACUCGCCGCAGAAAGUCUUGCCAAUGUGAAGUUUAUCCAAGAAAAAAAAUUAAUUGGUCGAUACUUUGAUGAGAUCAGCCAAGAUACCGGCAAAUACUGCUUUGGGGUCGACGACACGCUUAAAGCAUUGGAACUAGGCGCUGUCGAAAUUCUCAUCUGUUGGGAGAACCUGGAUAUCAUGCGCUACAUGCUCAAGAUUCCCGGCACGGAAGCGACUAAAGUCCUUCAUUUGACCCCCGAGCAGCAAAAAGACAAUACGCAUUUCACGGACAAAGAGAGUGGAACGGAAAUGGAAUUAAUUGAAAGCCAGCCGUUACUGGAGUGGUUGGCAAACAACUACAAGUCCUUUGGUGCGACACUCGAAAUUAUCACCGAUAAAUCGCAAGAAGGUUCCCAGUUUGUCCGAGGGUUUGGUGGUAUAGGAGGCAUUUUACGUUAUAAAGUGGAUUUACAAAGUUUACAAGGCGACGUCCCACUGGACGACCAAGUCUACGAUUUAGACGAUUAUUAAAGAAAACACCAUCUAAUAGACCUACCAUCAACGGUUUCGGACCAUUUAUC
Daphnia carinata is the source of this 1545-nucleotide messenger RNA. It is a transcript of the gene eRF1, whose product is annotated as eukaryotic peptide chain release factor subunit 1. Gene Ontology annotation, molecular function: sequence-specific mRNA binding; translation release factor activity, codon specific. The record is from RefSeq and is a predicted model, not a curated record. NCBI's taxonomy places the organism in Eukaryota, Metazoa, Arthropoda, Branchiopoda, Diplostraca, Daphniidae. The transcript has 10 exons. Gene Ontology annotation, cellular component: cytosol; translation release factor complex. Gene Ontology annotation, biological process: cytoplasmic translational termination. The coding region runs from base 185 to 1495 and encodes 436 amino acids.